Salvia miltiorrhiza (redroot sage) is the source of this 1017-nucleotide messenger RNA. Its product is annotated as lectin-like. The coding region runs from base 29 to 844 and encodes 271 amino acids. Lineage: Eukaryota; Viridiplantae; Streptophyta; Magnoliopsida; Lamiales; Lamiaceae. The transcript has a single exon. Gene Ontology annotation, molecular function: carbohydrate binding. The record is from RefSeq and is a predicted model, not a curated record.
ACACCAUCAUCCACUACUCAACUAAGCCAUGGCCAAGCUUCUCCAAACCCUAAUGUCCAUCGCCCUCCUCCUCGCCGCGUCUGCCACCACAGCGCGGUCCCAAUCGACGGCCUUCACCUACGACUUCUGGGGCGACCAGCCGACUGACCUCACCUACCAAGGCGACGCCCAUUUCCCGUCGGACUCCACCUUCCUCCGCCUCACCGACGCGCAGGCGAACAAAGUCGGCCGGGUCUUGUACUCGAACCCGGUCCAGUUCUCCCAAACCGGCGGCCAAGUCGACUUCGAAACCACCGUAAACUUCAUCAUCACACCCGGCUCCGGCAACUCCGCUGCUGACGGCCUCACCUUCUUCAUCGCCCCCGUCGGCUCCACCAUCCCCUCCUCCUCCAGCGGAUCCAACUUCGGCAUCUUCGGCUCCUCCGGCAGCAGCCCCUCCGUCUUCGCCGUCGAAGUCGACACCUACGUCAACGGCGGGUGGGAUCCGAACUAUCCCCACAUCGGCAUCGACAUCGGCUCUCGGUCAUCCAGCAACACGACGGAGGUCGACAGCUCCAUACUCGGGCAGCAGGUGACGGCGAGGAUCAACUACGCCGCCGCCACGAAGAUGAUCGCCGUCCGUGUCACCGCCGGCUCGGAGACAUUUGAGGUCAGCUAUGAGUACGAUUUGAGCGGUUUUCUUCCUGAGCAAGUUCAGGUCGGGCUCUCCGCCUCCACCGGGACAUACAUGGCCACGCACGACAUCGUGGCGUGGUAUUUCACGGCCACCAUGGUGCAAAACGACGGCGACGUCGCUGCCAAGAGCAGGAAGGAGCUCGGUGGAAACAUUCGUCAAGUUGUGUGAUUUUGUAAUGUAUGUGUAGUUUGGGUCGUAAAUAAGGACUAGCGAUCGAGUGUGCUCUCGUUAAGUCUAGGAAUAAGGUAAUCCGCAUCUCUAUGUAUGGAAUGCUUUGGGAGUAAUUUUAGUUUUCUGUUAUUUGCAAGGUUAUCUAUGGAAGAUUUCUUUUAGGACUUUUA